AUGCAGUUCUCCUCCCUCGUCACCCUCGCUUUUGCGGCCUCUUCCUAUGCCCUCACUACUCCCCGUCAGUUGGAGCCUAUCGAAUAUGCGCCUUGCGGUGGCUUUGUCAUAGACCCGCAGACAUGCGAGGAAGGCUACCAGUGCAUUCAACCCGACCCUCGUCGUCCUGAUGUCACUGAUCUCCCUGGAAUCUGCGUUAAAAACGAGCCCAUCACUUGUGCUGGCGCAGCAGGGGACGAGUGCUAUUCGACCAACUUCUUGUCCCAGUGCUACGACUGGCCAUUGGAUGGCUGUGAUCCUGAGAAUGGAGAUAAGGACUGCAUUGGAAUUUGCCUCGACCCUCUGGUGGCUCCGACCAAAUAA
This is a messenger RNA of Pestalotiopsis fici W106-1, 363 nucleotides long. RefSeq lists its product as uncharacterized. The coding region runs from base 1 to 363 and encodes 120 amino acids. The transcript is spliced from 2 exons. NCBI's taxonomy places the organism in Eukaryota, Fungi, Ascomycota, Sordariomycetes, Amphisphaeriales, Sporocadaceae. The record is from RefSeq and is a predicted model, not a curated record.